AUGCUUUUUAGAAGACCGAUUGGACGGGCCUGUGUGCGGCCUAUUUUUGCGCCCACCACGGCUGUUAGAGGCUUUCAGUCCGUGUACCAUGUGGAGAGUCCGAUCAUAGACGACUCAAAACUGGAGAACAGGAUUCUGGGCCGCGCAUACAACAAGUUUGUCCCCACGCACGGCUUCACAAAGCAGUCUGUGGACCUAGCCAUUGCUGAUUUGCAAUUGAGGCCGGAGAACCUUGGAGGGCUGUUUGGAAUAGGAUUACAGGUUUCGGAUGUGGUCAAUGAGCUGAUAAUGUACCAUCUGAAGCACACUAGAGCCAAUUUGAGCAGGUACCACGACGAGGCCGGGAAGCUGGCCACCGAGGGAGCAAAAGUGCGGUUUUACAUGCAGAAGAGGCUGCUGGACAACGUGCCGAUUAUCAAGUAUUACCACCAGGCACUCGGGCGCAUGAUUUUGCCCACGAACCUGGGCAUCUUUCUGACAGAGCUACACAAUCUUUCGGACGACAUCACGUACUACUCAGGAGACAAAUCGAACGAUUUUGCUUGGUAUUCCAAACGGUUUGCUCUUUCAAGCGUCUUUGUGCAAUCAGAGCUGUUUAUGCUGGGCGACACCACGCCCGACUAUUCUGCUACUAUCAGUUUCAUGAACGAUAGAGUGUCCGACAUCGACACGCUUGGAUAUGCGUACAAUUCGAUGAAGGAGUGGGCGAUUUUCAACGGAAUCAGUCUUGUCAACCUCAUCAAAAGCCAGUUGGCGCGGGGGUGA
This is a messenger RNA of Ogataea polymorpha, 765 nucleotides long. RefSeq lists its product as uncharacterized. The coding region runs from base 1 to 765 and encodes 254 amino acids. Gene Ontology annotation, biological process: ubiquinone biosynthetic process. The record is from RefSeq and is a predicted model, not a curated record. Gene Ontology annotation, molecular function: lipid binding. Gene Ontology annotation, cellular component: mitochondrial inner membrane. The transcript has a single exon. Lineage: Eukaryota; Fungi; Ascomycota; Pichiomycetes; Pichiales; Pichiaceae.